AUGGAGCAAAAAGAUAAGAUUAUGGAGGUUUUAAAGAAAUGUGAAGGAGCAAUUGGUUGGACAGUAGCAGAUUUAUAAGGGGUAAAUUCUAAUAUCUACAUCUAUCAAAUUUAUUUAGAGGAAAAUGUAAAAUCUACUAAAGAAAUGUAAAAGAGAUUGAACCCAAAAAUGAGAGGUAGUCAAAAUAGAGAUUUUAAAGUGGAUUGACGCAAGAAUAAUUUAUCUAAUUUCUAAUAGUCCAUGGGUGAGUCCAACACGUGGUUCUAAAAAAGUUAGGUUAGACAAUCACCAAGACGUAGAAAGGUGAAGAAUUACCAACGAGAUCAACCACAAGUUGAAGGGUCUACAUUGACUAUUGAAAACUUAAUGUAGUGAUGAAUGAAGAUCACUUCCCUCUCUCAUUUUCCAGACUAGAUCUUAGAGACAUUAGCAGGACAACAAUAUUUUUGCUUUUUAAAUGGGUACUCAAGCUAUAAUCAAAUAGUCAUUUAUCCCAAAGAUCAAGAAAAAACUACUUUUACAUGUUCCUUUGGUACAUAUGCAUUCAAGAAAAAGCCCUUUAGAUUAUCUAAUGCACCUACUAUAUUCCAAUGCUGCAUGAUGUCUAUCUUUUUUUAUAAGAUUGGUGAUUUUCUCAAAAAAUUAUGGAUGAUUUUUCAAUUUUCAAAUCGUCAUUUGAACACUACUUGAAUAUUUUGACUAAGGUACUGAAACAAUGUGAAAAAAAUAAUCUUGUAUUAAGUUGGGAGAAAAGCCAUUUUAUGGUCAAAGAGGGUGUUGCCUUAAGUCACAUUAUAAGUGAGAGAGGGAUUGAGGUGGAAAUAACAAAGAUUGAUGCUAUUGUCAAUCUACCUCCACCAUAAUCAGUUAAAUAAAUUCAUGCGUUCCUUGGACAUGUUGGAUUUUAUCGACAUUUCAUAAAAUAUUUUUGUAUGAUUGCUCGACUAUUAACAACAUUAUUGGAAGAAGACAUCCCAUUUGAUUUUGAUGAAUUUUGCAUUGAAUCUUUUUGACUCUUAAAACAACACUAACGAAAGCACGAGUCAUCCAAACACCAGAUUGGUCCAGACUGUUUGAGGUCAUGUGAUACAUCUAAUUCUACUAUUGACGUAGUCUUAAGACAAUAGAUACAUAAUCAACCCGUGGUGAUUUAUUGUGCUAGAAAAACCAUAACCGUUGUGCAACUCAAUUACACCACCAUGGAGGAGCUAUUAGUUAUGAAAUUUAGGUCAUACAUUACAAGAUCAAAAGUAAUAGUUUAUUCUAACCAUGUAAUAUUGCAAUAUUUAUUAACUAAAAAAGAGGUUAAGCCAAGACUAUUACAACGGAUUUUGUUAUUACAAUAACUUGACUUGGAGAUUAAGAAUAAAAAGAACUCUAAAAAUAUUGUCAUUGAUCAUUUAUUUUGAAUUGUGCAGUUUGAUAAAUCUAUGUUGCAAGACGUAUUUCUAGAUGCACAACUUUUAUCAAUUUAACAAGUGAGAAACUUGACAUGGUAUGCAAAUAUGGUCAAUUAUCUUGCCAUUAGAAAAAUACCUUUAGGCUGAAGAAAAGAAGAAUGAGAUCGAUUCUUCUUCUAAGUAAAUUUUUUUUUUUUAGAUGAUCUUGAUUUAUUUCAUUUAGGAGAAGCUCAAAUUUUACGAGGUUGUGUUCCAGAAGAGAAGGAAGGUAAAAUCUUACAAUUUUUUCAUUAUUUACCUUGCAGGGGUCAUUUUGCAGGCCAGAAAACAACGAUGAAAGUAUUGUAGAGUGGGUUUUACCAGCCAUCUUUAUUUCAAGACUCACAUGCCUUUAGUAAACAUUGUACCAAAUUUCAAGCCAUGACAAAUAUAAAGAAGAAACAUUCCAUGCCUUUACAAUUCAUUUUAGAAGUUCAAAUAUUUGA
Spirodela intermedia is the source of this 1885-nucleotide messenger RNA. Lineage: Eukaryota; Viridiplantae; Streptophyta; Magnoliopsida; Alismatales; Araceae. The record is from the annotation of a GenBank genome assembly.